AUGGCAUUGGAACGAUUAGCAAAUGAAUUAUUAUUCGAUGUAUUUGAAUAUUUAUCGUGCGUCGAUUUAUUUCAUGCUUUUAAUGAGUUAAAUUAUCGUUUCAAUAGUCUUCUUAUAGAAUAUUUUCGAAAUCAAACAUAUUUUGACUUCCGAUUGAUGUUCAAAGAAGAUUUGAAUAUGAUCCGUCGACGAUAUCUUCCAUCAUUUAUAAAUGAAAUAAAAUCAAUUUGUCUUUCUGAUGAUGAUCAAACGCCACAUGAAAUUGAUAUAUUUAUAUCUCGUUUAUAUCCUCUUCAUCGAUUUCAAAAUCUUCAAUCGAUAUCAUUAUUUAAUAUUUAUUCAAUAGAAAAAAUUAAUCGAAUUCUUGAUGAUCUACAGCAAAUACCUUAUUUAAUUAAUCUUAAUCUAAAACAAUGUUAUAUUAAAUAUGAUCCAAAAAACAUUCUUAUUAUGAUGAAUAAUAUAUGGAGUUUAGUUAAUCUUAUGGAUUGUUGUUUAGAUGUAUAUUUUGAAGAUGUUUGCCAUUUAAUUCCUCCAAAUAUAAUAUCAUGUUCUAUAAAACACUUGUCAUUAUCAAGUUUUCAAUGUGAUUUAGAUAAUUUAUCACUUUUACAUGAACAUACUCCAUACAUUGAAUCGCUGUCUGUCGAUAUAUGGAAUCCAUAUGAUAAUCAUUGUCAAUUAUCGUUGAUAUCGUCAUUGACUACGUUGAAAAUAAAAUGCGAAAGUUCAUCAAGAAUCAUUCAAUCUCUUUUAAGAAAAGUACCAAAUCUAGUGAAUUUAACAGUUGAAACAAAAAAGAUUAAUAUGGAUGGACAUUUCUGGAAAGAAAUUCUUAACAAAUAUUUAUUGAAAUUAAAAUUAUUUAAUCUUAAAAUGGAAUUUGCAAUUAAUGCUACUGAUAAUAUUGAACAAGAAAUAGAUCGAGUAAUCGAUCCAUAUCGAGAUCAAUUUUGGAUUAAUCAAAAUAAAUGGUUUGUUCGAUGCUUUUCCUAUGUAGAAAAUGAUCUUAGUUUAAUCUAUCUUCAUACAUUACCAUAUUGUUUUAAAUAUUUUUCUAUUAAUAUUAAUGAAAAUGUUUUAUUCAAAUCAACUUGUACUACAGAUAAUCAUUAUUUAACGUAUAAUUACGUUGAAAACCUGAACUAUUGUUGUACUACAUUGGAAGAUAUAAAUUUUCCUAAAAUUCAAUUUUGUAAUCUUCAACAUUUAACAUUAACAUUUCCUUAUGAUGAUAAUUUUCGAUGUAUAGUUCCACAAUUUAAUAAUUUAACAUAUCUUGAAAUAAAUAUGGUCAAUUUGAGUCAUUAUGAUAAUGAUUUACAACAAUUACAAAUUAUAUUUGAUCAAGCACCAAAUCUCUAUCGUCUAAAAUUUCAUUCAUGGUUAUCAAUUCCAUCAAAAUUCGAAAACAAGAACAAAAAAACUUCAAAUCAAACUGUUUGGACAAUGCCACCAUUUUCCAGUCGAAGUUCAUCCGUUCGUUAUCUUGAUUUACGGGGAAUAAAUCAAUCUGGUCAAAGUCAAUAUUAUAAUGAUCAGCAUUGUUUAUCAUUAAUUCGCUCACCGUUAGGUAGCCAAUGUGAAUUUCUACGUAUUGAAGUUGAGAAACGAACAAAUAUAAUUGAUCUAGUUAAUACAAUGAAUCAUCUUCGAACGUUAAAUGUUCGUUGUCGUGAUCGAAAAAUAAAUGAUGAUUUAAUUAAAUGGUUGCAACCCCGUUUACCAUCAACAUGCUCAUUUGCAAAAGACUCAACAUCUCCUAAUGAUAUCCGAUUAUGGAUUCGUUAA
Rotaria socialis is the source of this 1791-nucleotide messenger RNA. Lineage: Eukaryota; Metazoa; Rotifera; Eurotatoria; Philodinida; Philodinidae. The record is from the annotation of a GenBank genome assembly.